CUUAAUUAUUGGCGAGCGAGCCUUUGAAGGGAUGUCUAGGCUCCAGUUCUUAAGAUUCCAGAAACGUGGUUUGUAUAACAACACCAAAAUUCUCCUACCCCAGGGUCUGAAGUUUAGAGCUAGUAAACUUAGAUUUCUUGAAUGGGAUCAGUUUCCGCUGACAUGUUUUCCUCGUGAGUUUCAACCGACGUCUUGUCAAACUUAUGAUGGAGGACAGCAAGCUUGAAAAGCUGUGGGAAGGACCUAUACCGCUCCCUUGUAUGAAGGUCAUAGAGCUGACUUAUUCGAAAUACCUCAAAGAACUUCCGGAUCUGUCUAACGCCACUAAUCUCAGGAAAAUGAUAGCUGGUUUUUGCUCAAGUCUGUCGGAUAUCUACUCCAUUGGGAAGUCCACUAGUCUCCAAGAAUUGCAUCUCGCUGGUUGCUCCAAGUUGAUUAUCAUUCCCUAUUCCAUUGGUAGUGCCAUUAAUCUCGAGGUGUUGAAUGUACAAAUAUGCCAGGGCCUGGUUCAACUCCCCUCCUCUAUUUGGAGCCUCAAGAAGUUAAAGAGGCUGUUAAUUGGAGGAUCCGAAAAACUGAACCAUUUGGGGAGACAGUUGAGAAGCUGUCCUGAUAUUUCUGGAAACAUAACAGAAUUCGAUAUGAGUAAUACAGCGAUAGAAGAGUUUCCUUCAUCAAUCACGGCAUUUUUGUGUCUUCGUAAACUCUCAACAAUGUUUGCCGAAAGCCUCAAGGUGUUUCCAGAUGUUCCUGACACCAUCGAAGUGUUACAAUUGCACAAUGCGGGAAUAGAAGAAAUUCCUCCAUCGAUUCGUAAUCUCACACGUCUCACUGAACUAAGCAUGCCUCGCUGCAAGAAGCUAAAGGUCCUUCCAACCAACGUCAACCUGCAAUCUCUCUCUUCACUUAAUCUCAGUUUCUGCACACAGUUGGGAACGUUUCCGGAGAUAUCUACAAGCAUUAGAUAUCUUAAUAUGAGAGAUACUGCUAUAGAAGAAGUCCCUUCAUCCAUAUGGUCUUGGUCCCAUCUUCUUGAAUUGAACUUGGAAGAUUGCCGCAGCCUUCGGGUGUUCCACAGUUUUCCUGACAACAUCGAUGAGUUGGACUUGGACUCGAGCAAUACGGGCACAGAUAUCUCAGAUGGUAGUUCGGAGACUGAUCUACCCUUACGUAUCAACCUCAAAGGGUGCAAGAGUCUUGUGUCAUUGCCCCACAUUCCGCGUUUCGUCUCACUCCUCGAUGCAUCUAACUGUGAGUCGCUGAAGAUAAUAGAUGGAUUAUCUAACAAUCCAGAGGGAUGUCUCAGCUUUGCUAAUUGUUUGCUGAACGAAACAGCGAGAGAACUCAUCAAGGUAGUGGAUUGCAAGUUUGCGCUCUUACCUGGUGGAGAACUGCCUGCAGACUUUGAUCACCGAGCAAGGGAGGGUUUACUGACUGUCAAUUUGUAUCAGAUCCCUCUUCCUUUAUUCUUCAGAUUUAAAGCUUGCCUUCUGCUGCUUAAUGGCGGCUAUAUAGAGGACAAGGAUGCUAGUAAGAAUGAUAAGGACGAUGAAUGGAUGGGUGGCAAGAGGCUUUCCUGUGAUAUCUGGUGCGUUCAGAAUGGCGUCGAUGUUGGACAUGGAUCCUGCAAGUACCAGCUACCAGCAGUACUUGGGUCUAAGGAGCAUCUGUAUUUCUUGAAAUCUUCCAUUUCAGUAAACCUUCCUGAAACAGAUGUGAAUGGCAGCGAGCUUCAUUUUGAGUUCAGGAUCACGGGUAAAUACUGGGAUUUAAAAGACUUCGCUGUAAACCUCUUGGAAGAUACUCACAACGAAGCUGAAUGCAAAGAAAUUGCAGACAUCAGGAUAGAGAAAAUUUAUAUGCAGGAACAAUGUGAAGAAGAAACAGUUUAAGAGGUUUCGGUACGUCAUGGAUGAAGAGUAGAGGGAGUGCAGAAAAGAGUUAGGGUGCUUGUGUCCUUGUAGCCUGUCUUUGCGUAUAUGUACAUGUCUUUUGAUCUGUGGCAUUAGCAUCUACAUAUCAGUGAGCUGGUUUGGCUCUCUUGGACUACAACAAUCAGUCAUCAUAAUCUGCGUACCUCUCUAAUCAAGUCUUAAGAGGGUACAUUAUGUUUCCUGAAACUGGGAUUUGAUGAUUUUGUGUGUUUCGAAUAUGUGAUAUAUCAGUUGUUUGUUUCUAUUUUGAAGCAUCUACUUUAAAUAACAUUGGAUAAACUGGAGCAUUAUUCAAUUGGGAACAAGUAUGUAAGAUGGCAGCACUUGUCUGAUCCAAAAUCAUAUUUCUUAA
This is a messenger RNA of Raphanus sativus (radish), 2286 nucleotides long. RefSeq names its product disease resistance-like protein DSC2. The record is from RefSeq and is a predicted model, not a curated record. The transcript is spliced from 3 exons. The coding region runs from base 204 to 1892 and encodes 562 amino acids. NCBI's taxonomy places the organism in Eukaryota, Viridiplantae, Streptophyta, Magnoliopsida, Brassicales, Brassicaceae.